AUGAAUAACCAGCUUCGUAACGAGCUGCUGCAACUGUCAUCUUCACAGCUUCGUGAAUUGUUACAUGCCAGCGGUCACAGUGAGUUACUACGUGAUGUAAAAAACGAAAAGCAUGAGGUAGAUGAGCAGCUUGUGACGGAGGCAAAGAACGAGGGCAACGCAUUCUUCAACUGUGGUUGCCUACACGACGCUGUCUCCGCUUACUCUCGAUGUAUCGAUAUGGACCCGAACAAUGCCGUGUGCCUUUCAAACCGAGCUGCAGCUUAUUUGAAGCUAAAUGAGUUUGAGCUCGCAUUAGCCGAUUGCACUAAGGCGAUUGAAAUUGUUCCUACAAUAAAGCCAUUUAUGCGUAGAGCAAUGGCGCAUCUUGCGCUUACACAUUAUGAGGAGGCUGUUGCUGAUUUUGCCGCGGCAUUAAAGUUCGAGCCGCGCAACAAAGAGUGUUAUGCCCAGCUUCAAACCAUCGUGGAUUCUGCAACAAAUGCUCAGCAACAUGAUAGCAUGUUCAGCACGAAGCUGCGCAGAGCAGGCAUUCAUGCUAUGAUGAUUGUUUCUGUCCGUGACGGGUGGUCAGUUUGUGCUGUGAGAGGCAAUCCUGGACCUGCUGCUGUGAACGGCCACACGCUAUUUAGAGGCUACAAUGAACGUAUAUAUCUGUUCGGUGGAAGGGCUGUGCGGGAGCAAAAGCCAGACGUAUUUGUUUUGGACGAAAGCGAUAAUUCAAGCUGGGAUAUCGUGCCAACGAGAGGUGUAGGAGCCCCUCUAUCAUGUGCAUGGCAUUCAACUUCAGUGAUCGGAAAAAAGGAGAAAAACAAUAUUUGUGUUUAUGGCGGGGUGUCAUCACAAGGAGAGGAUGCUAGCGUUCAUUUGCUCGUGCCAACAACAUCGCGCGAUUUUGAAUGGGUACAAGCACACUGUGCGCAGAAUUUGAAAGAAAUUCCUGCAUCACGAUCAGGUCAUGCAGCAGUGUCAAUUAUAGACAGUAAUGACGACCAAGCGGUCUACAUAUUCGGCGGACGGACGAAAAGAGGGGUUAGUGAUCAAUUACUGAUCCUACACUUGUCUUCAAUCCAACAUGAAAAAGAUGUGAGCAACCCAAUACAUGCGACGAUUACCUGGGAAGAAGUUUGUCCUUGCGAUCAUAUUGACACUGUCGGAAGCAGAAGCUUUUGGCCUUCUGCUCGAGACGGCCAUUCGAUGUGUUAUUUUCCAAGCACGGGGAAUCAAGCACCGCGGCUCAUUGUUUUCGGCGGUAAUGGGCAGUUGAAUGAUGACAAAAAGAAUGACGUGUGGUUAUACGACCUUGAAACGCAGCUUUGGACCUUUUUCGACUGCUUUGGAGAUUGCCCAACUCCUCGUUCAUACCAUACGGCACAUGCUGUCGGCAACUUUUUAUUAGUUGUUUGUGGACGGACUGCCGAUUCCGAAGACGACGGCGUGUAUAUGCUUGAUAUAGAAGGAGCUGAAUGGCACAAAUUGCCGAUUCCAAGCAACAGCGACUUUAGUCCUCGCGCGUGGCAUUCCAGCAUUCUCACUGAAGCUGGCAAACUAUUUGUGCUGGGGGGUGGCACUUUUCACGGUCCAUUAAAAAGUGCCGCUAUUCUUGAUUUGGGUUAUUUUCAUGCACAGGCUCCUUUGCUUAGCCAUCAUUAA
Plasmopara halstedii is the source of this 1653-nucleotide messenger RNA. RefSeq names its product FOG: TPR repeat. The coding region runs from base 1 to 1653 and encodes 550 amino acids. Gene Ontology annotation, molecular function: protein binding. The record is from RefSeq and is a predicted model, not a curated record. The transcript has 4 exons. NCBI's taxonomy places the organism in Eukaryota, Oomycota, Peronosporomycetes, Peronosporales, Peronosporaceae.